AUGUCUUCUAGUUCCUCUGCUUCAUGCAAUGUCAGUGGUAGUAGUAAUUCAUCUGAGUCAAUGAAAGACCUCUACCCUUUGUGGAAGUUUGUUGUUAAGGGUGAUAAAAUAUCGGGUGGUGGAGGAAAUUAUAAUUGGAAAUGUAACUUUUGCGGCGAAGUUAAAAAUGGUUCAUACACUAGAGUGAAAGCUCAUUUGCUAGGUGAACAAGGGAAAGGGAUUCAAACUUGUAAUAAAGUGAAAAUUGAUGACCUUGCUAAACUAAGAUCGCUUCAUCGUGAAUCCGAGGAUUAUAAAAAAUCUUUGUUACCAAAAGUUCCACCUUUUUCAAAUGAACCCAUAUCUUCUCACACAUCAACUGAAGCUACAUCAAUGAGACUAGGUUCAUUUGAUAAUGUAAAGAAGAGGAAAUCAAAAAAUACAAUUUCCGAUGCUUUUAAUGUGAAAUCUCGUGACCACUUGGAUUCUGAAAUUGCUAGAAUGUUUUACACAGGGGGGUUGCCUUUUAAUCUUGCUAGAAACCCUUACUAUGUUAGUUCAUAUACAAUGGCUGCCAAUUCUAAUCUCUCUGGUUAUAAGCCUCCCGGAUACAACAAACUUAGAACAACUUUGCUUUGUAAAGAGACAGAAAAUGUGGAUAGGUUAUUACAACCUAUGAAAGCCACAUGGAAAACAAAAGGUGUUAGCAUUGUUAGUGAUGGGUGGAGUGAUCCACAAAGAAGGCCUUUGAUUAACAUUAUGAUUGCUUCUGAAACGGGUCCUAUGUUUAUGAAAGUUAUUGAUUGCUCGGGUGAGAUUAAGGACAAAGAUUUCAUUGCUACCUUACUAAGUGAGGUGAUUGAUGAAAUUGGAGAUCAAAAUGUUGUUCAAAUAAUCACAGAUAAUGCAAGUAAUUGUAAGGCUGCAGGGGAAUUGGUUGAGGGUAGGUAUCCUCAUAUAUAUUGGACACCAUGUGUUGUUCAUACACUUAAUCUUGCAAUGAAAAUCAUCUGUGCAGCUAAGAAUGUGUUGAAUAAUGUUGAAGUAUAUGAUGAAUGUCAUUGGAUAACGGAAGUUCAUGCAGAUGCCUUGUUCAUUAAAAAUUACAUAAUGAAUCAUUCGAUGAGGCUUUCAAUGUUCAAUAAGUUUUCGCCAUUAAAACUACUUUGCAUUGCCGACACUCGUUUUGCUUCAAUUGUGUGCAUGCUUAAAAGGUUGAAACUCCUUAAAACAUCACUUCAAUCAAUGGUUAUUAGUGAGAAUUGGUCCUUAUACAAGGAUGAUCGACGCGGGCAAGCCUCACAUGUAAGGGAAAAGAUUUUGGAUGAAAUAUGGUGGGAAAAAGUACUAAUAGGAGAGGUUGGUAUUCUAGAGAUGGCCGAGCUCUCACUUGAUGAACCCGAGAUGGAGAAUAUGAUUUUUGAUGAUGUACUUGGUGAUGGUGAAGAAUGA
Messenger RNA from Chenopodium quinoa (quinoa), 1431 nucleotides. RefSeq lists its product as uncharacterized. Lineage: Eukaryota; Viridiplantae; Streptophyta; Magnoliopsida; Caryophyllales; Amaranthaceae. Bases 1 to 1431 code for a protein of 476 amino acids. The record is from RefSeq and is a predicted model, not a curated record. The transcript has a single exon.